AGCCUGUAACAAUUCAAGCCAUGUCUCCAGAAGUGUAUUUGGUAAAAAGGUUCAUAGCCAAGAACAUUAUGAGGCUGCAGCGUCUGGGGAUAACCCAUGUUCUGAAUGCAGCAGAGGGGAAGUCAUUCAUGCAUGUGAACACUAAUGCAGAGUUCUAUGAAGGCACAGGCAUCAGAUACCAUGGCAUUAAAGCUAACGAUACACAAGAAUUUAACCUCAGUCGCUAUUUUGAGGAGGCAGCUGAUUUUAUUGAGAAAGCACUUUCCCAGAAGGAUGGACAAGUGUUUGUGCAUUGCCGUGAGGGUUACAGCCGUUCUCCUACACUGGUCAUCGCCUACCUCAUGCUUCGCCAGAAUAUGGAUGUCAAGUCUGCAUUGAGCACUGUCCGGCAGAAGCGAGAAAUUGGCCCAAAUGAUGGCUUUCUAAGGCAGCUUUGCCAGCUCAAUGAGCAAUUAGUGAAGGAGGGCAAACUGAAGCCCUAGAACAGAGCACCGUAGUAUUUUUUGAAGUUUCUCAAACCAUCAGAGGACAUCUUAGGUGCUUUAGAUUCCCAAAUCCCAACCACCAAGCUAAAUCACAUAAUGUGAGGGAGACAGAAUUCCUGCUCUUGCUUGGUGAAAGUAUCUUUCUCAAACUCUGGGUCUGUCUUUCAAGAUAGCACAAAAUUGUGUCACUGUUCAGAGCUGUUGCAAUAAAGAGGUGUUUUUAGAGGGGUAACUCCAGUGGUAACAGCUGUCUUCACAUGUAUUUCAGAACCCCCUGCAGACUCUGUAGCAUAUGUGGUUUGCAUUGACAUUGAGUGUGAUUCAUUUAAGCCUUGUCUUGUAUACCACCAGAGCACCAUUUUCUGAGAGCCCAGCACAGCUCUUCACUCACUCUUAAUUGAAGUACUGUAUUUUCUAAAGCUUCUUUUUCAUGCACACAGGUGCCUAAAGUUUGAGUGUAGGAGCUUCAAGGAAUGGAGAAGCAUAUAUACAAAUGCACAGAUGCACUCGCUUGUAAAAUGAAGCGUAUGCAGUGUUGUGUUUAGUGUGGAUUUAUGCAAUACACAGUGUGUGGUAGUAAAGCCAUUCAGAGCCCAGUCUUGAUGCACACUGUAUUUCCACGAAUAUUUGUACCUUUUGCUGUUGUGAUUGACAUGAAAUAGUCUGAUAUUAAAUGCUCUUUUAUUUUUGUUUUGAAGUCAUACUAGAAAAAAACAUCAAGAGCAAAUGUUGAGGAAAAAACUUGAGCAAGGAAGAAAUAAUGUCUGUAUUUAGGAGUGCUUGUACUGGAUGUAUGAUAAAGUCCUAAGUAUCAGAAUGUAAUGGCUCCCGAGGCUUGUAUUGAAUUACAGUGUCUCUCUCUCCCUUCCUUACUAUUGCUGUUUAUUAACGUAGAAUGGAAUGAGCACAUAUACAGAUUACUUCCAGUAGGGCAGCACAGGUGUGCUUACAAAGCAGUUUGCAGAAGUACACUCUUGACUUCUUGGAUUACUUGCAUGGUCUCAUUAAAUAGAAGUGAGCUGUUACAUACCACAUGGAAUAGGAAACAUUUCCUUUCUAUUAAAAUAAAUGAUGUCUUGAUUCUGUUUGAUGUACAGAUGGAAUGAGUCAUUACAAUGUUGAGAGAGGGAGCUUUGUUUACAGUGUGCCUGACUUAGUGUGUAAAUGUGUACCUGUGAGUUAUAGCACUGUAUUAACGCAAAGGAUCUCCCACUGCAAACUCGGAAUUGUUGGUUAAACUAACAGAACCUGAGAUGUAUGUGUUCCCUUUUUAUCUGUGCUUUAAUGUAGUUCUAGAUUGAAAAUCUUAACACUAUUUUAAACAGAAACACCUGUAUUAGUAACACACGUAAGCCCAGAUCUAGUUUUGUAUGUUCAGUUCACUAAUCAAAAAUCACAAAGGACAUACAUUGUUUUGCUUCUAGUCGUUGGGGUUGUGUGGUUUGGGGGGUGGGAGUGGCAGGGGGGAGUUUGUAUAGCUAGAUAACUCUAUUGAAAUUAAACUCCAGAGAUGAUUAUUCUGGUUGAAGACCAGGCUUAUUUCUAUUUCCUUGCACAGGAUGGGAACUGCCAAAUCAAGUAGCCUUUUCACUUUUGUGCCCUUUAAAGGGACAACCGGGGAACACUCUACAUGGUGUUUCCUUUCACCUCCCUACAGUCAGUCAGUAUUUAGUGCUUGCUUUGAAUCAGGAUGGUUCAGUAAUAACAAGCAGUAGUCAAUUUCAUUGGCUAAUUACAUACCUGUUUCCUUUCUCCCGUUGUAUCAGUAUUAAAUGAAUUGCUUCUUCAAAAUUUCUAGUUACUAAUUUAAUGCUGUGUAGCUUGGAGAAUAGGAAUACUGGCCUUUUCUACUAUACUAACUUUUUCAUACUGCACUUAUUUAUAAAUCACCCUUUAAAAAUUUUUUACUAUGGGCAUAGAUUUUUUUUUCCUAUCUCCUUUCACACCAUGUAUUCAUAAUACCUAUCUGCACUACAAGAAAAAAAAAGGGGGGGGAGGGGAAUUCAUGUGCAUGCACUUUGUCUUUGACCUGUUACUUAGAACUCAAAAAUUCUAGUCCAUUAAAGAGCUAAGAAAAUGUUAGGCAUUAGAUUUUUGUUACUCUUUCAUAGAUUGUAAGAAGGCUACUAGUUGUCAGAUUAAAAUCAGAAUGGUUUAUUAAAAUUGAGUCUGUUUACCUUAUGGUGAUGUUUUUGUAUUUGUCAGUAUCAAGAAAUACUGAUAAAUCAAGACAUACAGGAAUUUGUAUAUUCAAAAUGUUCUUUUAAUUUACAGGACACUGCUUACUUCUAGUGGUAACUUCAGUGGUACUCUGGCACAUUUAUCUCAGUAUAACAAAACUGAUUUAACAAACAUUUUGUAAUAUAGGGUGGAGAGGAAUAAAUAAGACUGCUAUAAAUUGAUUUUUAAAAUUGAGCUCUAAGAUGGUAUAUCCUAUUUUGAGUGACUCAGUUAUGAAAUCAUUUCUAGCUCUGCUUUUAGAGUAGGCUAAAAAUAGUUAGAAUGUCAGACCAUUGCUCUGUUAAUGGAUCAUGCCCUUCCUCUUUUAGUCUUAUCUUGCUGUUUAAGUACAGUAAUGUUGCAAAUUCCUUUGCCUAUUUUAGCUGGCCAAGAAGAGCUUGUAUGCCUCUAAUCCAUAACGAUAUGCUGUAUACUUCUGAAUUUCUCUUUCUGAUUGUAGAUGGAAAGAUUGAAUAAAAAUGGGAAUGAGAGCUUUCUUUCCAUGUAAUAGGAAAUGGAGAAAGUAUUGGAAGAAAUACACUUUUUUAUUCUUCAGAAAUUACUGCACACCUGCCCUUUGCUGUGAGAGGUUCCUUACAGGCAUGCUAAUUGGGGAAGAUUUUUUUUAAAACAACUAUUUGUUGCAAAUGGCAACAGUACAUUUUUGGAGUUACAGCUAAAAUAGUGUGAUCUGGAUUUACAUUAAUGUGUUUAUCCUGAAUAGCAGUGUGGUACUUUUUGUGUAGAUAGCACUCUGGAGAAGGGUUGGGGUCUCUGUAAAAUACGCAUCUAUCAUAGAACAAAGAUAUCUACCAUGUCAAAUCCAGCACAAUGAAAGAAAAAGCAAUAGCUUGGGGUUUUUGUACUUAAGAGUUAGUGAAGGUGGAGAGGGGGGAAGAGUGGAGGUGAGAAGCUAUUAGCAUUUUAUAGCAAGGAACAAAGAAGAAAGUCCAGAUAGAUAAAAUGAUGAUACGUGUAGUACUAAAUUCACCUUCUAGUCGUGCUGAACUAAAUCUUUCUCAGCCAUUGCACAGGAGAGAAGUUUGUAACUAAAAAUUAAGAUUCAAAGCAAAAGCAUUUUCUGAGUGCUUGCUUCAUCCUUUGGUCCUACAGCUGAGACUACAAUGCUGACAACAAGUGGUAUAUCUAGCAUGCUACUCUGAACCAUAGGUACUGCCAGAAAAUACUUCAUGAGAGAAUGUUGCAAUAUGUCACUGCUGAAAAUGAACAUUUCAGGAAGUUAUUUCAAACUUAGAAUUAAUAGCAUCUGAAUGCAGGACUAGCAGCCACAACAUGUUGUAAUUCCGUUUUUGGAUGUUGAGCCUGUGUUAGUAUUGGACACAUUUUUCUCCUACAACAUGAGUAUGCCUGGCUUACUUCUCCUGGUGAUGUGAGAGUUAAUCGUCUUAAAAGGCUUUAAAGAUGAAAAGCACUGUGUAUAAGAACACUACAUGCUCCCUGAGUUGAAAAACAAACUUAUGUUAAAUAUAUCUUCCUGCUGCUGAGCAAAGGAGAACAGCAGAAAGGAUAUUUGCAAUGUUUGUUUUCAACAUUUAAAUAUUUUCAUUGAGCUCUCUUCUGUUGUCCAGAACCGAUUAAAUCUCUGAUGCUAGAACUAGAACCAGGUUUUUUUCCCUUCUUUUUUUAAAUUAGUACUACUAGUUUACUAUAAAGUUUUUAGUACAGCGGGACUAUCUAAUGGAAUCUCACUUAGUAUAGCACGGAGGUUUCUUCUAAAAUUACUUUCUGGGCUUUGCCAAUGAGUAAAAAUAGAACAGGCCUGAGAGGUAACGUCUAAGGAUUUUGUGAGAAUUAGUGUCCUAUUUGUUUCUUCUAUUCUGCAAAUAAAUCCUGGAAAUGCA
Molecule: messenger RNA, 4567 nt
Organism: Pygoscelis adeliae (Adelie penguin)
Lineage: Eukaryota; Metazoa; Chordata; Aves; Sphenisciformes; Spheniscidae
Gene: DUSP3
Product: dual specificity phosphatase 3
Exons: 3
Coding region: 21-482 (153 amino acids)
Biological process (GO): protein dephosphorylation; negative regulation of MAPK cascade
Cellular component (GO): cytoplasm
Molecular function (GO): protein tyrosine/serine/threonine phosphatase activity; MAP kinase phosphatase activity
Source: RefSeq, a predicted model, not a curated record